Molecule: messenger RNA, 895 nt
Organism: Rhipicephalus sanguineus (brown dog tick)
Lineage: Eukaryota; Metazoa; Arthropoda; Arachnida; Ixodida; Ixodidae
Exons: 3
Coding region: 15-830 (271 amino acids)
Source: RefSeq, a predicted model, not a curated record
GCUUUGAGUGCCUCAUGCCCUGGAGCUCGUCAAGCCAAACACUCCCUUUGCCAGUUCCUGCGCCAGCUUACAAGUUUUUCCCGGCAGAAAGUAGCUGGUGUCCCCCUCAAGAAAUGGCAAACAAUCAGGUGUUACAAGGACUCAGGAUUUCAAGUGAAGAUGCUGCAGCACUGGAGCAAAACACCAGACAGCAGAGCCAGAGCACCACUUGGAGGAAUUCCCGAGCCAACAGGCUAACGGCUUCCAAAUUUGGCACCGUACUGUCUAGGAAAGCCCCGUGGACUGAGCGGGGCAUAGCGAAUGUCAUGAGGCCAAAGGAAUUUUCGAAUGGCAUUGUAAGGUACGGAACUCUGAAUGAGCCACGAGCAGUGCAGCGGUAUGUACAGUCCAUGGACCAUAUCGGCCGCAAGGUGAUCGUUCACACCUGUGGGCUCAUGGUGCGCCCCGCUUCCCCAUGGCUGGGUGCCACACCAGACCGCGUCGUGUACGAUGUUCACGAAGAUCCACCUUUUGGUUUGAUUGAGGUGAAGUGCCCUUGGAGCAAGAGGUCAUCUAGUCUCCAAGAAGCACUCGCCUCACCUGAUUUUUUUGUUGAAGUGGUAAAUGGCAUUCCGCACCUGAAAGAAUCAAGCGACUACUAUGCACAAGUGAUGGGACAGAUGUUCUGUGCAGGACUUCUCUGGACGCACUUUAUAGUAUAUGCAGACGCAUGGAUGAUUGUGUGCAGAGUUGAGUUUUGUUGUGACACCUGGGCAGCAAUCAGAUCAAAAUUGGACAACUUCUAUUUCGAACAAGCUCUGCCCUAUUUAAGCUCUCUUGAGCAGACUUGAACUGGAAAUAAUUGUGCCGAAGUGCAUGCCAGGAUGCGAGUGCAAUAAACGAAACCAGUUUUGAA